GUAAUAUUUUUAGGAAAACGCAUGUGCAACAUAAACAUAUAUGUCUAUGUGAAGGGUUACAUGAAUUAUUACACGAUUACUUAUCAGUGAAAAAUUGUAAAUGUUUCAAAUGAAAUAAAACUGUUAUAAUUUACUUAUAGAUUUUAUGUAUUCAGGGGCGUGGGUGACUUUUUUUUUACAGGAGUGUGUCCAAACUGAGCCGCCCUUUGAGUACUCAUCGGAUUUGGGUUAUUAAAAAAAGUAUCUUAACGCCAGCAGGGGGUCUUGACCCAGAGACCCUCCCCACGGCCACCUACGCCCCUGAGUGUAAUUUUCUAUGUUAAUAACAUAUUUAAUAAAAAUAACUUUUUUUUUCCAUGCAGACGUAAAAUUCAAACUAAUUGUUAAGCGAAAAAAUGGAAGAGAGAAAGGAGUUUGGUAUCCAUGACGGCCUACAUAGAGAAAUGCCGUUACUAUGGGAACAAUUUAAUGAUGAUGUUAAAACGUUGCAUCUGAGAGACUCUGCAGUAAAGGGUAUUCCUCAGGAUGAACUAAACAGUGGCCUAAUAAGAGCCUGUCUCACUGGGCAUAGAGUAAACGUUCAGUUAUUUCUUCAAUGGGGGGCUGCUCUAGAGAGCAAAGAUCAACAGGGAAACACGCCUCUGUUGAUCAGUGCUGAAAAGGGCUUCACGGAUAUUGUGGACUUACUACUACAAAAGGGCGCCGAUGUCAACGCCUCUAAUAUGGCUGGUGACACGCCUCUGAUUUUAUCGAUACGUUCACCUGGGUCUUUAGAAACGAUGAAACUGAUUUUAAAGCAGAGACUCAUUGACAUUGAACACAGGAACCAUGCCGGGUAUACAGCUUUAAUGACGGCCAUUGAAGAGAUUGACAUAAAGGCCAUUAAGUUAUUGCUAGACGCCAAUGCCAGUUUAGAUGGGAAGUUAAAGACAACACAGGGAGUGAGAGACUUCAGUAGCACGGAGGAGAUUGAAGGAGAGGGGAGAACAACUACGGGGCUAACAGCUCAGAUAUUGGCUGACACGCUUGGACUUGGAACACUUAUGGACUAUUUAAAGAUUCCUGAAAAAUCCGAGGUUUCACCAUUACAAAGAGCGGUUUUAAGUGGCGAUUUUAAACAUGUUUGUCUAUUGCUUGACAGCCAAUUAUCCUACAUCAGAUUCCUAAGUCCAGAUAGUGAUAUCAUCACAACAUUUAUCAAAUCAAAAGUUUCUUCCCGAAGUGGCGUAACAGAAGAUGACAUUGCUAUAGUGGAAAAGCUCAUAGAUUCUAUUGUGUACACUAAUGGUUCUUUUUCAUUACCAGUGUCCGAUUUACCAAUUGAAACUGCUGUGAUGCUUGGAAGCUACAAGUUAAUUCAAAUUAUGUGCCAGUGGUAUAUAAGGAGGCCAUUAAUGAUCUCAGCAUUCACACCGUCCCUUUUAACUGCUGCUGAAUACGGUCACUGUGACAUAGCACAACUGCUUUUACAGUAUCCAGAGCAGUUAGCAAAAAAUGGUUUGGAGAACAUUUACAGUCAAGCAUUGAGUCAAACAUUCUUUCAUGGGCACAUAGAAUGCCAAAAAAUAUUGCUGCCACUAUGCAAUCCAAGCAAAAGACAAUGUAUAGAGCUUUUGAGUGACGCAAUAUGUUCGGAAAACCUAGACUUUAUGAAACUGUUAUCUGAACAUCAACCAUCAAUACGACAGUUAGUGCGCACCCAAAACAAAUACCAUAAAAAUAUGUUGAUAUUAGCCGUAGAGACUGGCAACUUGGAAAUAGUGCAGCUAAUUUUAGAUUGGGGUGCUGAUGUCAACUUAGAAAUCUAUAACAGUAGAACCCCACUGACCUAUGCUUUAUCGAUCAAGACUGGAGCAGAUGCUGACCAGAUUAUUGGAAACAAUCACACAGGGCCACUUUUGAAUUUGUGCCAAAGACGAAAUCCUCAUAUUUUAGUCAAAUUGCUGCUGGAUGCAGGGGCCGAUGUUGGACACUGCGACACUAAUGGAAAUUCAGCGCUUCAUUUUGCUGUGAGAAGUCGAUCUCUGGAAAAUGUCAAGUCUCUAGUAUCUCACCACGCAGACGUCAAUGCAGCAACAAAAACAGGUUCAACGGGCCUGAUGGAAGCUUUGAUGCUUGGAGAGAUUGACAUAGUUGAAUGUCUAAUAAACCACGGUGCUGAUGUCAACGUGCAGGAUACUCAAGGAAAAUCGAUGCUAUUUUUUGCAUUGUUUGCACGUUUUAACUUCCCCUGGGAUGCAAUACGGAACCCUUGGGAACACAGACAUGUGGAUUUGAGAUAUAUACAACCGAGGCUGUUAUCCAUCCUUCUUCAAAAAGGUGCAGACGUCAAUGCAGGUAGGUGGGAAGGGGGUAGCGUUCUUAAAACGAUUUUAAACACGGAGACUGUUGGUGAGGAAUUCGUCAAUUGUGCUGAACUUCUGUUGUUCUAUGGAGCUGACCCACGUGGCGUAGACCCCAUUGUAAUACAUAAACUACUUCCACGGAAUCAAUUUGGUUUGAUAAAGAAACUGACGUAUAGUGGUAUACUUCCUACUGACAGAGCAAUUGAAAACGAAAGGGUUCUCUCUCCACUAGCACGUGCAUUGAUCGGGCAUAACUUCACAAUGGUCAAUCAUUUUAUACGCCGCUGGUAUCUAACACGGUCAGAUCUGGUGUCUCUGCGACACGAUUACAUCAGAAUGUUCCCUGCGCGUAAUACAAGCUUCAAAAUUCUUGAUGAUUUCUGCUUUCAGCCGAGACCCCUUCAGAUGCUCAGUUUCCUGACGAUUUCCUUCGCACUAGGGACCAGCCGUGACAGAGUUGCCAGCGUUGAAAAACUGCCACUGCCCGUGCACCUGAAAGAGAAGCUGUGCUAUAAAAAGAAGAUUAAAAAAGAACCACGUGCAGUGGCACCGUUCUUUCUCCGCCACAUAUAUUGACGUCAAAGCCCAAACCCACAUUUAAACCACAUUUAGUCCUAUUCAAUACGCUACGCCUGUGCUCUGGAGACGUCAUAAUAAAUCCCAGUUUGUCUUUGAGUUCUAGCAACAGAACCGUCGGGUGACCUUUGGAUGCCCUUAGGCCCUUUAUUUUUUGCAUUUAAAGUAAUAUUGAUAGUGUAAAUAUAUAUCCCCAUUGGCAACUUUGUGGCGCUUCAAUAUCCGUGACCCCAUGAAGUCAUAGUCUUGUUGGGUCCACUGGCCAUAUCACUGUGAAUUAUGGCCACAUGUUGAGAAUGUACUUUUAUAACAUUGCACCAUUAAGAUGAAAUUUGUGUACAUUUUUUACAAUGGAUACCCUUUAAUUAUGCUUUUGUAGUUGUUCUUUCAUAUUGCUUGGCUCUGUAGAUUUUAAUAUUGUACAUGUGAAGAGAUAUAAAAACAAGCUUGAGCCAUGUUAGCAUUGAUUCCGCCAUAAAAUGUGCUCAGAAGUUUGUGCCAUACAGAAAAAUCUUUUUAAAAAAAUAAUCUAAUUUUAACUGUGUCAUUUUUGAUAGCUCAGUGUUCACAAGUCCUUGCUGCUAGAAUGACACUCAUUUACUGGAUAUUUGCUUUAAAGUCUUUAAACCCAGAAAACAAUACUACCUCAGGCUAUAGAUGAGCUCCUCUACCUGUGUUGGGAAGCAGGUCACAUGCCCCAGGAUAUGAGAGGCGCCAACAUCGUAACAUUGUACAAGAAUAAAGGAGGCAUUUCUCUUCAUAGUAUAGCUUAGUUCGAAAGACCUUUGCCGGAGUGGUCUCUCCAGCGACUCGCAUACAAUUGGUUCACCCCCACGACUGAUCGCAAUCAUUACAGUCAUUAAGAAAAAAGAAAAUAACAAACAUGCACAGCGAAGUAACCGUCAAUGGCGCAGUAACCGUCAAUGGCGCAGUAACCGUCAAUGGCGCAGUAACCGUCAAUGGCGCAGUAACCGUCAAUGGCGCAGUAACCGUCAAUGGCGCAGUAACCGUCAAUGGCGCAGUAACCGUCAAUGGCGCAGUAACCGUCAAUGGCGCAGUAACCGUCAAUGGCGCAGUAACCGUCAAUGGCGCAGUAACCGUCAAUGGCGCAGUAACCGUCAAUGGCGCUGUAACCGUCAAUAGCGCAGUAACCGUCAAUGGCGCAGUAACCGUCAAUGGCGCAGUAACCGAGGCAUUCCAAGUCAGCAGCGGCGUGCAACAAGGCAUCGCACUUCCACAAACGAAAUUCUAAAGUUUUUUCUAAAUGAUUUUUCAGUUCACCUUCAGGGACCGCGAAGUCAGAGUGUGGAUACAUAUAUCAGAUCUGAUGAAGGGCAUCAUUCAAUAUCGCCCAACUUCGUGCAAACAUCAAGAUAAAUUAAAAACCCCAAAACAAAGUUAUUUUUUGUAUCAAUCCUUUAUAAAUGUAAUAUAGAGCACUGGGGGGAGGGGGGAGGGAGCUGACAAUUCGACAAAAUAUGUCAACAAGUAACGCACUUUAUAAGAAUCGCAAAUAGCCACCCCCCCCCCCCCCCCCCCCAAGGCCCCCAACAGCACCUUUUUUUUUUCCCCCCCCAGCCCGCAAGGCUCGCAACAGCACAUUUUUUUUUCACGCCCAUUAACUAUUUGAAUAUUGUAAAGACCCACCCGCUUUCACUACACAGAUUUAUUUCAUCAACUAUUUCAGAAAAAAAACAAAAGACACUAUUACGCACAAAACGCACUCGCGACAUCUAUUUUAAAUAAUCUCAUUUGGUGCAGUUAUCGGGAAUUUUCCUUUAUGUUCCCUUUAAAAACAGGACAACUUAUUUUUGGGGGAUGGGGUUGGGCUGAAAAUUUGAUAUGAUGAGUUGUCUUCGGCAACGAGUCUAUGUGUCAAGUUUCAGCUGGAUAUGUUGAAAAGAAGUGGGUUCAUUAGCCGCCCGAAGAUUUUGCCAGCCUACCACCAAGCCAUGAACAAAAUCGAAGUUAAUAAAAAGGAUUUCAAAAGGUUUUUUUUAUUGCUGAACUACUGUUCAUUGACGAUCCCGCCAUACACCACACACUGGAGAGGGAAUGCAGCGGUUAGUAAGUCGCCUGUCACACGCCUCUAAGGAGUUUGGACUGACCGUCAGUUGACAGCAAACAAUUGUCUUAGCGCAAGAAACACAGCCCCCCCCCCCUCUUUAAAAGAUAAAACUUGAUGGACUGCAUUCACGUUGUGUAAAUAAAGUAUAAGUAAAAGGUAUGCUAAACUUGUAUUCAUAGAACCUAUUUGAAGUGAGUUAAAUCUGAAAUGGACGUGUGUGUGUGUGGGGGGGGGGGGAUGUCGAGCAUGGGAGUUCACUAAUAAAUGUUGCGC
Lymnaea stagnalis (great pond snail) is the source of this 5262-nucleotide messenger RNA. NCBI's taxonomy places the organism in Eukaryota, Metazoa, Mollusca, Gastropoda, Lymnaeidae. The record is from the annotation of a GenBank genome assembly.